Astrephomene gubernaculifera is the source of this 1225-nucleotide messenger RNA. NCBI's taxonomy places the organism in Eukaryota, Viridiplantae, Chlorophyta, Chlorophyceae, Chlamydomonadales, Astrephomenaceae. The record is from the annotation of a GenBank genome assembly.
AUCAUGUACGGCAAUUUUGCAUGGCCUUACCUUCUAUGAUCUGGCUGAAGACAUGGGGACCUCCAAGACGUCGCAUCUUAACUUGAACGAUAUAUACAGUAGCAAUGCUGCAAGCAUCUAGCGUUCGUGCUCAAAGAGCCUUCACGACCGGCUCCGCCAGUCGUCGCUCGGCUCUUAUCGUGCGAGCGCAAAACAAGAGCGCUACGCAGGCCCCCUCGGCCCGUGUUGCCGGUGCUGCGCUGCUGGCCGCGACCACCCUGGUCCUGAACACCGCCCCUGCUUUGGACCCCACCGCUCUGCUGCUGCAGCCAGCCCGCGCGGAUGACACGUCAGAGGAGCUGCUGACGCCCUACCAGCGCCGCCAGCGGGAGUUGGAGCGCCGGCGGGAGCUGCUCCGCCAGGCGCGGGAGCAGGCGGAGGUCAAGGCGGGUGGCGAGGUGGCUGCUGACGUGGAUGCCGCCAUUGAGGCCUCCAACGCCGAGCGCCGCGCUGAGGCCGAGCGCCUGGCUUCCCAGCUGCGCAGUAACGCCGCAACCACCUACGAGAGCUCCACAGCCACCGGCCGCUACCGCUACCCCGCAGCAACACCUGCACCCGCACCCGCAGCCCCUGCACCCGCACCCGCACCGGCCGUGGUGGCCCCGCCUGCUGCUGAGCAGGUGAAGAAGACCGCUCCUGUAGCAGCCCCGGCUCCCGCCCCGGCUCCUGCUGCUGCUAAGAAGGUGGAGGAGCCGAAGAAACAAGAGCAGGCAGCUGGGAAGACGAAGCGUCGCGGCCCGCUGCCGCUGUUCCUGGCUCAGUUGUUGGUGCUGGGUGGGUUUGUGGGUGUGGGCCUUGCGACCACAAAGUACGACCGGGAGAGCAGGCAGGCGCUGGCGCUGGCGAGGGAGAAAGGCAAGGAGUUGUACGGAAAGGCCGAGCAGGCAUUGCAGCAGGCGGUGGCUAACGCUCAGAAGUGAGCAAGUGAGGGAGAUGUCGGAAUGUCGGGAUGAUGAAGUCUGGGCGCGCGAGGGUUAAUAAGGCGGAAUCUUGAUUCAUGGAAGGAAGUGUGAGUGCUUGCUGCUUGGAGCACGAGUUUUGGUGCGUGGAUGAUGAUGUAUUGUAUGCGAGGGUGCUAAUUUGGUAGCGGAGAGAAGCAGGAGAGGUGGCGUGAGGCUCGAUGAUUGUUGCAUCAAAACAGGGUAAUUAAGCCCCGUACAACACGUCAUACACUGCACUUCUGCCC